Molecule: messenger RNA, 1856 nt
Organism: Armigeres subalbatus
Lineage: Eukaryota; Metazoa; Arthropoda; Insecta; Diptera; Culicidae
Product: carbonic anhydrase 7-like
Exons: 2
Coding region: 506-1522 (338 amino acids)
Molecular function (GO): zinc ion binding; carbonate dehydratase activity
Source: RefSeq, a predicted model, not a curated record
AGCCGGUUAUCGCCGCUCCAGUUCGAAUCGUACCGCGCGGGUGUCAACAAGCCAGUGACAAGCCAUAGUCCCCCAGUUCCGCCAACCCUGAGAAGAAAUUCGACUAAACGUGUGAGAAACGCCAGAAGCUUACGGUGAUCCAAAGCUUGGGCGUGGCGUGGCGGUUCACAAAUUCAGACUAGCUGUAAAGGAACUCGAGCGCGCGCGCACUUGCACGGUGGUCAAGAUCAAGUUCGCGAUCAAUUCAUUCCUCUGUUAUUAUCUGCAGGCGCUGUAGAAAAUAACGGCGUGGCGUGGGAAAGCAGCUUAAGCCACAUGGACUGAGUUGUUUCUAAGUGAUUUAUUGAGUUCAGUCAUAUCGAUAGCGGAGAGAAAUUAAUAGUGCCCUGUCGGUUCAAGCAUGGGAACACAUUUCGUUGCUGCAUGAUUAAAGAAAUGUGAUGUGAUUUGUUGCUGUCGGUCAUUGAUUCGAAUGCAGAUUAUGAGCGGUGAUUGAUUUGCGAAAAUGGAACUGCCUAAUUUGGUAGCAUGGUUUGGAGCCAUUGUGCUGACAGCUGUGCCUUUGGUGAAUAGUGGGCCUUAUCACCGUACAGCAGAUUCCUACUACAACUCGAAUAGAUUCAUCCAGUUUGGUAAAGAUACACAAAACAGAAUUUACAACUUUUACCAACACGGACCCAACCAAUCCGAGAAACUCAUCGAUAACAAUGAAGUUUGGCCAGAGGGUACAACAGGCAGCUCAAUGUCACAGGAUUCUUUUUCCUACCGCGAAGAAGAUGACUUCGGUCCAUCGAACUGGGGGGCACUGAAUGCGACCUGUGAGGGCAUGUAUCAGAGUCCAGUCAACCUGAUCGCCAAUCGCUCUUCGAUCGUUCAUCGGAAGCGACCCCUCGAGCUGCAGGGUUCUGGAAACAUACCGAUCAGCAUGGUAGUGGAAAACGAAGGAGGUGUGGCAGCUUUUUUCCCACAAUUCAGGAAGGAUGAUCAACCGAUUCUUCAAGGGGGGCCACUACGGGGGGACUUUCGGUUCUACCAGUUUCACUAUCAUCUGGGGUCGGAGCAUACGUUCGAUAGGAAGCGCUACUCGACGGAGAUGCAUUUGGUGUUCUACAAUGGGUUGUAUGGGUCGUUUAAGGCCGCCCGGGAUCAGGCCAAUGGGGUGGCUGUCAUAGCACUGGUUUUCGAAGUACUGAAAAGUGGAAGAAUUGAAUCGCUGAACAAGUGGACUCAAUUUUUGAACGAAGUAGCUGAGGCGGGCAGUGAAUACAGCAUACCGCGUCAUAAAUUGUUUUCGGUUGGCCAUGUUUUGGGAGACAUUAGGUGGCCAUAUUUUGCAUACGAAGGCAGUUUAACGACGCCACCCUGUUCGGAGACAGUGCAGUGGAUUGUGGCUAGCGAGCGGAGGCCGUUGACGCGUAGCGAGUUGAAAGCUAUGCGAGCGUUAAAAGGAAGAGGUGGAGAUUGGGUCCAGACGGCACGACCUGUGCAGGCCCUGAACUUCCGCAGGGUGUUCAUCUAUUAAUAUGAGCGAGUAACGAAAUAAAAAACUAUGAGUUGUGUGUUGGUUUAAUUUAAUAUAUGUAUACUGCCACGCGUAUUGAUACAUUUGAAUCAAUAAAGAAAAAUACCUCGCUCCCUAUAUCAAUACAACAUUGUGCCAUUGAAAAUUGAAGAUUGAAAACGGAGACAAAUAAAUAAAGUUAUAACAUUUAAAAAGUAAACCCAUAUGCACUAAAAGUUAGUGAACAUUAAUAAUCAUCAGAAGACCACAUACUAGCACCCAGCUUAUAUGCAAUUACUGUGUAAUUAGUUAUAUGCCAUCAUGAUUGAAACCAACCUUAAUUAUUAUCAUAAGU